AUCUGGCACACAGGCGGGAGGGGAGCACACAAGUUGUGGUGCUUUGAGGCAGGAGCAGCUUGCUGCCCGACUUUCAUCGACAUUCCUCCGUGUGUCCGGCUCGCAGAGCCGAGCCAAACGUUUCGCGGUGCGUAAUUACGCACAGGAGACGGCGGAUCGGUGGAAUCCUGCAUACACAAAGGACGGCAGGCAGCCUGGAGUACAACUGACUUUAGUGUGUGGAGAGAAGUACUGCUGCUGGAGGGGAGACGAGGGGGGAAUCUGGAGUCGGAAGUGAUUUUCCCCCUUUUUUUUCUUCAGAAAUGUAACGCGAGACACGGAUUUCAGGAAGAAAACCAGUAUUUUGGAGAGAGAAGACGAAAGAGCAGGAAGAGUUCCUGAGUGGAAUUAGUCCUUAAAAAUCAGCAUCAGAUCGUCGGAGCAUGGGAGGAGUUGUCUGCAAGCUGUAAAAUGUAUCCGCUACACCGUCAGAGGGAGCAGCCCAUUUUCAGCUCCAGAGCUCACGUCUUCCAGAUCGACCCGGCCACCAAACGGAACUGGCUGCCGGCCAGUAAACACGCCGUCACCGUGUCCUUCUUCUACGAUGCCAGCCGCGGCGUCUAUCGCGUCAUCAGUGUGGGCGGGACUAAGGCCAUCAUCAACAGCACCAUCACCCCAAACAUGACUUUCACCAAAACGUCGCAGAAGUUUGGUCAGUGGGCCGACAGCCGAGCAAACACCGUCUAUGGCCUGGGCUUCUCCACGGAGCAGCAGCUGCAGCAGUUUGCAGAGAAGUUUAGGGAGGUGAAGGAGGCGGCACGUCUUGCCAGAGAAAAAUCACAGGAGAGGUUUGAACUGGCCAACCCAGCGCUCAACAUCGCCGCUCCUCAGCUCUCGCAGGAGCUGUCGGAGGAGCGCCACUCUCCACCGCUGCUGUCGGUUAACGGGCCCGGCGAGGAAAAGCUGUUCCGCAGUCGGAGUGCUGAAGUGGAGCUGACGAUCGAGAAGGAGAGGGUCAAGAAGAUGCUCUCCGAAGGGUCCAUGUGUGAGAUCAAUCUGGAGGCUGAACUCUUCACGCUGCAGGACAGUAACGCCAAGCUGGUGGCGGCGCUGCAGGAGGCCAACAGCAGCGUGGAGCAGUGGCAGAAACAGCUGGCUGAGUACCAGGAGGAGACCGAUCGCCUCAGAGAUCAGGUGGCAGAGCUGGAGACCCAGCUGGGACAUCCUGCUGCUGGUCAGACUGGUACCGAGGAGCUGAGUGAGUCACUGGAGCAGCUGGAAGCCCUGCUGAGAGCCAAAGACCAGGAAAUUCAGGGUCUACAGAGCAAGAAAACAGACAUGGGGGAGUUGGAGAAGGAGAAAGAAGAGGCCAUACAGAGACUCCAGGAUGUGGAGAAACGAAACGCGGAGCUGGAGAAUCGAGUUCAGAGCGCCGAAAACACACUGGCCGCCAACCAAGAGCAGCAGGAGCAGGCAGAAGUUGAAGUACGGCAGAUCAUCGAGGUUUUAGACGUUAAAAUCUGUGACCUGAAAGGCCUGAGAGAAAGCUUAGCGAAACUGGUCGAUAAGUAGCCGGGGUGCAUCUCCGCAGUCGGCGUCCGUGUCCUCCACGUGAGCUUGAUUUGUCUUUAACCGGUGCAGCAGCAGAGCCAAGAUGAAAGCAAUACGGUGGAAAUAACACCAAAGUUUCACCUUCGUUAGUUUCUUUUAGGAUCAGUGAGGACAAACAGCAGUUGUUACCCUCCUCCUGAAGAUGCUAUGUGGAAAACAAUUCAUGCAAACUGUUUGAUGGUCUGCCACACUGACUCACCAUUCUGAAAUCAAACGACUUGCCUGCUAUAAAAGUACAGCACCUUUGACUGUUUAGUGCUGUAGCGACUAAAUAUAUUAUUUGACAUAAGGUCUCAUAUAUGUACAAAAACAAACUUUAUAGGUGAUUGCUUGUACCAAUUUUUAAAAAUAUUUUUCCAUAUUUGAUGUUUGAUUCAAAAAGGUUCCAGAAGUUAAAAACUUUGCUGAAAUUGAAACAACCUGACAUGUGAGGGUUCAUUCCCACUUUUUUUGUUUUUUGGUACUCUUCCUGCUCCGUCUGCAGCCUGAGAUCAGGUUAAAA
Molecule: messenger RNA, 2092 nt
Organism: Nematolebias whitei (Rio pearlfish)
Lineage: Eukaryota; Metazoa; Chordata; Actinopteri; Cyprinodontiformes; Rivulidae
Product: homer protein homolog 3
Exons: 11
Coding region: 451-1551 (366 amino acids)
Biological process (GO): G protein-coupled glutamate receptor signaling pathway; regulation of store-operated calcium entry
Cellular component (GO): postsynaptic density; cytoplasm; plasma membrane
Molecular function (GO): G protein-coupled glutamate receptor binding
Source: RefSeq, a predicted model, not a curated record